AUGAUCACUUAUAGGCCACAGGCCUUAUGUGCCUUGGCUAUUUGUUUCAUGUCUGCGGUUUUAGCAGCGGCUGAUGGAGACUAUUAUGCAUCUCCACCCCCUUCACCUUAUAUCUAUAAAUCUCCGCCACCACCAUCAUACAUCUAUAAGUCACCUCCAUCGCCUUCUUAUGUUUACUCGUCACCUCCACCGCCGCCUUAUAUUUAUAAAUCUCCUCCACCACCACCUUAUCUAUACUCAUCUCCACCUCCACCACCUUAUAUUUACAAGUCUCCUCCGCCUCCAACCUAUGUGUAUAAAUCUCCCCAGCCACCUCCUUAUGUGUAUAAGUCACCACCUCCGCCUCCUUACAUUUACAAAUCACACCCGCCGCAUCCUUACGUGUACUCAUCUCCUCCUCCCCCUCCAUACAUCUACAAGUCACCUCCACCACCGCCUUAUGUUUAUAAAUCUCCUCCCCCACGACCUUAUGUUUACAAGUCCCCUUCACCGCCGCCUUAUAUUUAUUCUUCACCACCACCACCAUAUGUCUAUAAAUCUCCUCCUCCACCUCCCUAUGUUUACUCUUCCCCUCCACCACCUCCUUAUAUUUACAAGUCUCCUCCUCCACCACCCUAUGUUUACUCUUCUCCUCCACCACCGCCUUACAUUUACAAGUCUCCACCACCACCUCCAUAUGUGUACUCUUCUCCACCACCACCUCCCUAUCUUUACAAGUCUCCACCACCACCACCAUACGUUUACAAAUCUCCUCCUCCACCACCAUACAUCUAUUCUUCCCCUCCACCACCUCCUUAUGUUUACAAAUCUCCUCCACCACCACCAUAUGUUUAUAAGUCACCUCCUCCACCUUCUUAUAUUUAUAAAUCUCCUCCACCACCACCAUAUGUUUAUAAGUCUCCUCCUCUACCACCCUAUAUUUAUCAGUCACCUCCUCCACCUCAUUAUGUUUACAAAUCUUCUCCACCACCACCAUAUGUUUAUAAGUCUCCUCCUCCAUAUCCCUAUAUUUAUAAGUCACCUCCUCCACCUCCUUAUGUUUAUAAGUCUCCACCACCACCUCCUUACAUUUAUAAGUCUCCUCCUCCUGCAUAUGUUUACUCUUCUCCUCCACCACCACCAUAUGUUUAUAAGUCUCCUCAUUCCCAUUCCUAUGUUUAUUCAUCUCCACCACCAUCUCCUUACAUUUAUAAGUCUCCUCCUCCACCCCCUUAUGUUUAUUCAUCUCCACCACCACCACCUUAUGUAUACAAGUCCCCUCCACGACCUUCUUACAUUUAUAAGUCACCACCACCACCAUACAUUUACAAGUCUCCUCCCCCACCUCCAUACGUCUAUUCUUCUCCUCCACCACCUCCCUAUGUUUACUCAUCUCCACCACCACCUCCUUACGUUUACAAAUCUCCUCCUCCACCUCCUUACGUGUAUUCUUCCCCUCCACCACCUCCUUAUAUUUCCAAGUCUCCUCCACCACCUCCCUAUAUUUACUCAUCUCCACCGCCACCUCCCUAUGUUUACAAAUCUCCACCUCCACCACCCUAUAUUUACAAGUCUCCACCACCACCACCACCUUAUGUAUACAAAUCCCCUCCAUCACCUCCUUACAUUUAUAAGUUACCACCACCACCAUACAUUUACAAGUCUCCUCCCCCACCUCCAUACGUCUAUUCUUCUCCUCCACCACCUCCCUAUAUUUACUCAUCUCCACCACCACCUCCUUACGUUUAUAAAUCUCCUCCUCCACCUCUUUACGUGUAUUCUUCCCCUCCACCACCUCCUUAUAUUUACAAGUCUCCUCCACCACCUCCCUAUAUUUACUCAUCUCCACCGCCACCUCCCUAUGUUUACAAGUCUCCACCUCCACCACCCUAUAUUUACAAGUCUCCACCACCACCUCCUUAUGUUUACAAGUCUCCUCCACCACCUCCAUACGUUUACUCAUCUCCACCACCUCCUCCCUACAUUUACAAGUCUCCAACACCACCGCCUUACGUAUAUAAGUCUCCUCCACCACCGCCUUACAUUUACAAGUCUCCACCACCCCCUCCCUACGUCUAUUCUUCACCUCCACCACCACCUUAUGUUUAUAAGUCUCCACCUCCACCUCCUUACAUUUACAAGUCUCCACCACCACCUCCUUAUGUUUACAAGUCUCCUCCACCACCACCUCCUUAUGUUUACAAGUCCCCUCCACCACCUCCUAUUGUAUAUUAA
Impatiens glandulifera is the source of this 2214-nucleotide messenger RNA. Its product is annotated as extensin-2-like. The record is from RefSeq and is a predicted model, not a curated record. Bases 1 to 2214 code for a protein of 737 amino acids. Gene Ontology annotation, biological process: plant-type cell wall organization. The transcript has a single exon. Gene Ontology annotation, molecular function: structural constituent of cell wall. Lineage: Eukaryota; Viridiplantae; Streptophyta; Magnoliopsida; Ericales; Balsaminaceae.